Molecule: messenger RNA, 2798 nt
Organism: Hordeum vulgare subsp. vulgare (domesticated barley)
Lineage: Eukaryota; Viridiplantae; Streptophyta; Magnoliopsida; Poales; Poaceae
Product: linoleate 9S-lipoxygenase-like
Exons: 7
Coding region: 19-2667 (882 amino acids)
Biological process (GO): lipid oxidation
Molecular function (GO): protein binding; oxidoreductase activity, acting on single donors with incorporation of molecular oxygen, incorporation of two atoms of oxygen; metal ion binding
Source: RefSeq, a predicted model, not a curated record
UCUCGCCCGAUCAACUCGAUGCCGAUGCAGAUCCAUUACAGCCCACGUCCGUGUGCCCGCGGCCCGCAUGCUCCGUCUGCCACGGCCACUGGGGCGCCGCCCGGAUGGACCACGACGGUGCUCCGUCCUGCAGGGGCGCUGGAGCGCCGGGAUGGACGAAGGCCAAUGCUCGUUCCUUCAGCGGCUCGCUCGCAGCUGAAAAUCUUGCACCCGAACACAAGCCAUAGCCAUGGCGCCACCACGGCCACGCGUGCGGUUGCCGGCUCCGACGUCCAGACCUCGCCCACCGCCACUAGCUCUCGUGUCCAGGGCAAGCUGCUGCUGCAGAGCUCGGACUCGCCCAACAGCCCGCUCAGGCUCUCCCUCCAGCUCGUCAGCGCCACUGUCCCCGGGAGCGACGGGCGCGGCGUGAGAGGGGAGGUGGCAGCGCUGGACGCCGUCAUAUCGAGCGGUGAGACGGAGCUCGACGUGGAGCUGCUGUGGGACGAGGCCCUGGGCGCGCCCGGCGCACUACUGGUGACAAACAACUCCGACUUCCCCGUGUACCUGCAGCUGCUGAGCCUGAGCUCGCCGGACGUCCACUUCCUCUGCAACGGAUGGGUCUACCCCGUCGAUAAGCACCCGUACCGCCUCUUUUUCACCAACGACGCGUACGUGAAGGAGAAGACGCCGGCGGCGCUGCUCAAGGACAGAGAAGACGAGCUCCGUCUGCUCCGGGGAGAGGGCUUGCCGGCCGACAAGCCGCUGCAGAAAUGGGAGCGCGUGUACGACUACGCGUUGUACAACGAUCUGGGAAACCCGGACCUGCGCAAGGACCUGGCGCGCCCGGUGCUGGGAGGCUCCAAGGAGUACCCGUACCCUCGCCGGACCAGGACCAGCCGGCCUCCGAGCAAGGCAGAUCCGGCGAGCGAGACGAGGGCGUCAAUGGAGGAAGCGAUCUACAUCCCGUGCGACGAGCGUACCGGCCCUGUGGCCUCGUUACCCAUAUUUCCCAAACUGGACGGUCACUUCGGGUCGCUGGCGGAUGUCCACGGCCUCUUCGACACCAACGCCAAGCCCUUCCCAUUCCCCGUCCCACAGGUCAUCUCAGCGAAUCGAACAGGUUGGCGGACGGAUGAAGAGUUCGCCAGGCAGACACUCGCAGGGGCAAAUCCCCUGUCCAUCGAGCUUGUCACCGAGUUCCCACUCACGAGCAAGCUUGACCGGGCUGUGUAUGGUGACCAAGACAGCAAGAUAACCAAAGAGCACAUUCAGAAGAACUUGGGAAACAUGAAUGUGGAGCAGGCAAUAGAAGCGGGCAGGCUGUACACCGUGGAUCACCACGAUUGGGUGAUGCCGUACCUGAAGCGCAUCAACGAACUGCCGGGCACCGAUGAGAAGGGCGAGAUCUCUCAGAGGAAGUCGUAUGCGACAAGGACGCUUUUGUUCUUGCAAGACGACUCGACACUCAAGCCGCUGGCGAUCGAGCUCAGCUCGCCGCACCCAGAGGAUGAGCGCCUCGGCGCCACCAGCACUGUGUAUACUCCGUCGGACGAACUCAAAGCCGGCGGUGAUACCUUCACCACGUGGGAACUCGCCAAGGCCCACGUAGCUUCCAACGACACCUGCAAGAACAACUAUGUCCUCCACUGGCUGAGGACGCACGCGACGAUGGAGCCGGUGGUGAUCGCGGCGAACCGGCAGUUGAGCGUGCUGCACCCAAUCCACAGGCUCCUCAAGCCGCAUUUCCGGAAUACUUUGAACACAAACUCCACGGCGCGACACAUCGCCAUCGGCGCCGGCGAUCAGCGGCAGAGCGGUGACUUAUUCCGCAACAUGCACGAGGUCAACUACUUCUCUGGCAAGUACGGCAUGGAGAUGUCCUCCAAGGCAUACAGUUCAUAUAACUUCACCCAGCUCGCUUUCCCCAACGAACUCGUCAAGCGAGGUAUGGCGCGGGGCGAUCCGAAGUACCCUGAGGAGCUGGAGCUGCUGAUAAAGGACUACCCGUACGCAGUGGACGGGCUGGAGAUCUGGACGGCCAUCAAGAAAUGGGUCACCGAUUACUGCAUGAUAUACUACGCCGACGGAGACAGCGCGGUAGCGGGCGACAGCGAGCUGCAGGCAUGGUGGAGUGAGGUGAGGGACGUGGGCCACGGCGACCUGAGCGACGCGCCGUGGUGGCCGGCCAUGGACUGCCUCGACGACCUCGUCGAGACCUGCGCCACCAUCAUUUGGCUCGGAUCGGCUUACCACUCGGCCGUCAGCUUCGGGCAGUACGCGUACAAUGGCUUCGUCCCGAACCGCCCAACCAUCACCUCCAGGGAGAUGCCGGCCGACGCCGGGGCGGUGGUGACCGAGGCCGAAUUCCUCGGCAGCAUCACGCCGAGGACCGAGGCCUUCGGCAUCAUGGCGCUCACCAUGAAACCGCCGGUGAAGCCGGGAGAGCCGCUCAUGGGGGAGCGGCCCGACACGGAACGGUGGACGAACGAGCAGCGGGCGGCCAAGGCGCUACUCGAGUUCAACGCGAAGCUCGACGCCGUCGCGGAAGCUGUCAAGAAGAGGAACGCCGACACCACGCUGAGGAACCGGAACGGGCCCGUGGAGGUGCCGUACACGCUGCUCGCGCCGAGGGCGGACCCUACGGCACCACACGUCGGUGGGAUUCCAAACAGCAUCGCCGUCUGAGGGCAUGUACAAUCGAGGCAACCCCUUGGUGCUGCCCAGCCAUCCACAUAGAUAAACUGAAAUGAAGCUACUAGUCUAUGUCACAAUCACCCAAUGGAAGCUACUUCCUUUAAUGACAUGAUCACACUUUU